AUGACUUCCUUGAUCUCUUGGGUAUCUGGGUACCGUCGCGUAACCACCACCAACCAAGUUGCUACGUCCGAUGCUAAGUUCCAGUCAAUAUGGAAGCAAGAGUGGGCUUGGCGGCAAGAGCAGAAGUUGGAGGAUGACGAGGACGACGAGGAUUCUCUCAAAGCUUACCUUCCUCGCGUGGACGCCAAGACUCAGGCAUCACGACUAGCCUAUUGGAACGACAUCAUCUCUCAACUCGACAAGAUCGAUUUGCAAUCCCUAUCCCCUGAAGAACAAGUUAAUUAUGGUGUUUACCGUGCUCAGAUUGAGGUUUUCGUCAACAGCCAGAAAUUCAAAGAUUACGAGAAACCCCUCAAUGCCGACUCGUCCUUCUGGGCGAAUCAUGCUUCAGCAGCACGAGCGACGUUCCGAACCGCGAAGGAUUAUUCUGCUUAUCUGGCUCAGCUACAAGAAGUCCCUCGGUAUUUCAGUGAACAGAUCGAUAAUAUGCGAGCAGGGUACAAACGAGGUUUCACGCCCCCGAAAAUCACUCUUGAAGGUCGUGACGGCUCUAUCUCUUCUGUUGCUGACGCCAAAUCUGCCGAAGAGACGAUCUACUACGAGCCAUUCAAGUCAAUCCCCUCCGUCAUUCCUACGGCUGAGCAGGACAAGCUUCGUGUCCAAGCUACGAAAGCGAUCAACGAAUUUGUUCUGCCCCCCUACCGCAAGCUCCUCGCCUUCUUUCGAGACGAGUACUACCCCAACGCUCGUGAGACCCUUGCUGCCGAAGCCUUUCCAGAUGGAAAAGCUUACUUCGCUGCGAAGAUCAAAGAGUACACCACUCUCGACUCAAAUCCCGAGACUAUCCACAAGAUCGGCAUCGACGAGAUGGCCCGGAUUCGCUCCGAAAUGCUUGACACCAUCGCAGAAUCCGGGUACAAAGGUGAUUUUCAAUCCUUUCUCAAUUUUCUGCGCACCGACCCUCAAUUCUACGCCAAAACUGCUGAACAGCUUCUGCACCAAGCUGCCUGGAUAGCGAAGGAGUUCGACGGUGUCUCAGCGAAGUAUUUUGGUCGACUGCCAAGACAACGUUUCGCCAUCAAGCCGGUGCCUCUCGAUCAGGCGCCAUACUACACAUCCGGUCGAGGUGGGCCAGGUGUCUAUCUCGUCAACACUUAUGACCUGCCAUCUCGAGCCCUGUACUCACUCCCGGCUUUGACUCUUCACGAAUCGGCCCCUGGUCACGCAUUUCAAAUGCCUCUCGCGCUCGAACAUGAUCAUCUCCCUCCGUUCCGCAAGGCAUAUAUCUCCGCGUAUGGUGAGGGUUGGGCUUUGUACUGCGAAUACUUGGGUAAGGAGAUGGGUAUCUAUCAUACACCUUACGAUGUGUUCGGCAUGUUGAGCUACCAGGCUUGGCGCGCGGCUCGACUGGUGGUGGACACUGGGAUUCACUCGCUUGGCUGGACACGAAAUCAAGCUCAGGCUUAUCUACGUGACAACACCGCUCUGUCAGCCCACGAGAUCGAAACCGAAGUUGACAGAUAUAUCGCUUGGCCCGGUCAAUCUCUUUCUUACUACCUGGGUGAACUAUCGAUUCUCAAAUGUCGACGGAAGGCCGAAGAAGCACUUGGUGAAAAGUUCAAUAUCCGGGCUUUCCACGAUACAGUCCUUGAAACUGGCUCGAUCCCUCUCCCACUUCUGGAGAAGCAUAUCGAUGAGUUCAUUGCUGGCGGUGGAGCUGGACCGUAUCCCGAGGAAGAGAAGUGA
Molecule: messenger RNA, 1746 nt
Organism: Kwoniella botswanensis
Lineage: Eukaryota; Fungi; Basidiomycota; Tremellomycetes; Tremellales; Cryptococcaceae
Exons: 1
Coding region: 1-1746 (581 amino acids)
Source: RefSeq, a predicted model, not a curated record